AAAUAUAGAAACGGUUGAAAAUUACUUUAAGAGUCAUCAAACUCAAUCCGCGACGUUUUAACAGUAGUUUAAAAAAAAAGUCGGAUGCAAAGAACAUAAAUGGCUACGAAUUUCCAUAAUACUGGUUCAGCUACAAACGCUGGUGAUAUUGGACGGGAUCUAAUUAACAUUCAUGGAGUGGAAGCCCAAAAUAUUAACUUUUACUUACCACCAUCGAACACCGACACAUUUUGGCAAUUGGUGAAGAAAGAGAUACUCAUUCUAACUGGUAAUGCCACAGGUAAUUUGGUAUCAGCUGCAGUCAAAUCACUCGGUGAAAAGAUUCAAUUGCAAUUGGAAAAGGACAACAAUCGCCUGCAUUACGUUAUAUUCAAUUUGAGUCAAAGCUAUUUUAAAUCACUCCAUGGAUUCGUUGAGUACCAAGAGCAUUACAUUUACGGUAUUCUGUUUGGUGUUUGGAUAUUUGAAAGUGGACAAUUCGAAAAUACAGGCAUUGGAAGCUUUGAGAACUGGUGUUUUGGAGGAUAUAAGGGUGGAAACUGGACUAGAUCCGGAGAACCAAUCAAAUUCUUUAGAAAUCCUUACUGGCCUUGGGUUUAUAACUAUGGCGAAGAAGGACGGCUUGUCACUUUUUCUAAGAUUAAGUUUAUUUAAACUUUGCAAUUUAUGGGUGAGAAGAAAAAUUUGGUCUACUUGCCGCUCUAGCCAGUGAUAAAUGAAUUCAAUUGUUAUAGAUAUUGGCUGAAUGUGUGGCUGAAUAAAGAUUUAUUUGCAAUCGAAAGUAUUUAUGUAAUUU
Bradysia coprophila is the source of this 796-nucleotide messenger RNA. RefSeq names its product stress response protein YvgO-like. NCBI's taxonomy places the organism in Eukaryota, Metazoa, Arthropoda, Insecta, Diptera, Sciaridae. The record is from RefSeq and is a predicted model, not a curated record.